CGGGUAGGUUCGCUGAUCGUAGAAGAGAGUGCACUUGAGAAAGCCCAUCGUAGGCUGUCUCGACGUGUAUGUUUUGAACAGUUCGCAACAUGUUAAUGAGUUUUUAUCAAAUUCUUAUUAAAAAUUCAUGCAGUGUGUUCAGUAUACGAAAGAAAAUUAAUAGUGCAAGACAUUUACCCUCUUGAUCAAGUAUUUUUCUUAGUAUCAAUUGUGCAAUACGGAAAGUGAAGAACGAUGCCAGGCAAAGGAAGGAGAAGAGGAAAAUCCGGUCAUGGUGGAAAAAGAGCUGAAUUAACAUCAGACGAGGACUCUGUUAAUGAUGCAUGCAGUGUAACCAGUAGCCAGUCUGAUAAUCGCAGCAUGUUAGACGACGUGAACGACAACGAGGUAGAUGAAAUUUCCCAGCAAGAGGCCUUCGAAGAGAAAUUGAAGGAAGCUAUAGACGGUUUAACCCAGAAGAGCGCAAAAGGGAGAACCAUUUGCUUCAGUGGAAUUGAGAAGAUCUUUGCCAUUAAAUACGUCCCGGAUUUCGUGGAGGAUAGAAAAAUGACUAUCACAGAUUCUAUAGAACGGGGAUUGAAGAAGGGACGUAGCGAGGAACAGUCGACAGCAGCUAGAUUGAGUACUUUGCUUUGCGUUCAACUGGGAGCCUUUGAAAGUGCCGAGACGGUAUGCCGUGAUUUGAAAAGUAUCCUGACCUUCAUUGCGAGCGACCCAACAGCCUCGACUCAAGCCCGUGCAGAGUGUUGCUGGGCUCUGAGCAUGAAUCAGUUUCUGUCAGGAAACGAUGCAGCGGACACCAUCGAAAUCGUUCAGUUAUUAUCAAAUAUUUUCUCUGGUUCUUAUUUAAAAGGAAAUGGUGCUCUUGCAAAUAUUACAACGGAAGUGGCAGCAUUACACGCGGCAGCUAUAUCAUCCUGGACUCUUCUUUUAACAGUUAUGGCACCAGCUGAUAUCUAUAAUUUACUUACAAGUAAUAAAACAAAUAGUUACAUGCCGUCCCUAAAUAAAUUGUCAGAAUUAUUAGAAUCACCGCAUUUGGAUAUAAGGUUGUCGGCUGGAGAAGCUUUGGCUGUUAUAUUCGAACUCGGCCGAGAUUUUUCUUCAGAUUAUGAGCAAGACUGGGCAUUGGACUUGACUGAGGUAUUAAAAGAACUGGCUACAGAUUCUAAUAAGUACAGAGCAAAGAAAGAUCGUAAGCAACAGAGAGCCAAUUUCAGAGACAUACUUCGUUACAUAGAGGAGGAUACUGUACCGGAGAUGCACGUGAAAUUCGGCCAAGAAGUUCUCUAUUUGGAAGGAUGGUGCACACGAAUUCAAUACAAUGCAUGCUGCAGACUACUGGGUCCUGGUAUAAAUAUUCAUCUGGCCGUGAAUCAACUUCUCCGCGAAAUUUUCCACCUUGGUAACAAAGUCGUGCCGUUACCAUUAAAUCAGAAAACAAGUAAAUUGGAAAGAACUUUAAUGAAUGCAGCCGCGUUUAAAGCCCGUACUAUUCAACGUAAUAAAAACAGAGAUAAACGAUCAGCAGCCUUGGCACCGUAAUUCUUCAAUUUUCUGCUUUUAUACGUUAGAUGAUGACGUCUUUCUUCUUUUAAAAUAAUGUAAACUCGAUUGAAAUUUUUAUUUAUUACAACCCCGUUCGAAGAAUAUGAAACUUAAAUAUAUUUUCCAUAAUGAUCUAGCUUAAAUUGUAAAUAGAAAAUGAACAUGAACAAGAAAUUAUAGUCAAAUUUGAUUUCAUUUGUUAGUUGAAAUUUUUCUAUCUCUAUCCUAAUUAGCCGAAAACAAUUACUGUUGUAUAAUGUUAUUUAAUACCACUUACGUUUUGUAUAUACUCAACUAAAAAAAUAUGUAUAUACGAUAAGCGCUUGGUGAUGAUUGUCAUUGUUUCUUUGUCAAAUCAAACUACUAGUGUCAGUUAACAAUUUUGUAAAGUUUAAUGUUGUAAAUGUUCCGCUAUAAGCGAUAUAUAAUAUAUAUAUACGUAUUAAAAAAAAAAAUCUUUGUUUAUAGUAUACGCGAAUGAAACUUUGUUAUUUUUAAUGAUCGAGUAUUUACAAUAUUUUAACCUUCAUAAGUGUUUUAUUUAAAGUAUACGUUGAAUCGUAUACAGUAUUUGAUCGUCUUAUAUGCUACAUGUAACUAUUUAAAUAAAAUACUUAAUUAAGAAUUGCACGUAUAUACUGGCAUUGUACAUAAUUACAUGAGUUAUAGUAUAAUUAUAGGUAUCUUCGUUAUAUCAUACAAUAAAAUAAAGUAAGAUACUUGCGAUA
Molecule: messenger RNA, 2276 nt
Organism: Osmia bicornis bicornis
Lineage: Eukaryota; Metazoa; Arthropoda; Insecta; Hymenoptera; Megachilidae
Gene: Ifrd1
Product: interferon-related developmental regulator 1
Exons: 6
Coding region: 235-1545 (436 amino acids)
Source: RefSeq, a predicted model, not a curated record